This is a messenger RNA of Plasmodium vivax (malaria parasite P. vivax), 1332 nucleotides long. RefSeq lists its product as hypothetical. NCBI's taxonomy places the organism in Eukaryota, Apicomplexa, Aconoidasida, Haemosporida, Plasmodiidae. Gene Ontology annotation, cellular component: cytosolic tRNA wobble base thiouridylase complex; mitochondrion. Bases 1 to 1332 code for a protein of 443 amino acids. Gene Ontology annotation, biological process: tRNA wobble position uridine thiolation. The transcript has a single exon. Gene Ontology annotation, molecular function: tRNA binding. The record is from RefSeq and is a predicted model, not a curated record.
AUGGAGGGGGGGGGCCGCCCCAGGGCGCCCUGCGAGGAGUGCGGGGAGAAAAACAUACGCAUGGUGAAGCCCUCCGACAGGAAGAAGCUCUGCAGGGACUGCUUCACGGAGGGCUUCGAAGAACACGUGCACGAGACCAUCCUAAAGAAACGCAUGUUCGAAGAGAAAGACAAAAUCUGCAUUGCCGUGUCAGGCGGAAAAGACUCUAGUGUCCUAGCACACGUGCUUGUUCAAAUUAGGAGGAAGCACAACUACAAGUGGGACCUAUUCCUCUUGGCCAUCGAUGAGGGUAUAAAAGGCUACCGGGAUGACUCCCUAAAAAUUGUUUUUAAGCUUCAGGAGAAGUACCAUCUCCCCCUCAAAGUCCUAAAAUUCGAAGACAUCUUCACCUACACCAUGGACGCCGUUGUUAGUUUUAUUGGGAAGAAGAACAACUGCACCGUUUGCGGUGUGUUUCGGAGACAGGCAAUGGAGAGGGGUGCACUACUGUUUAAUGCCACCAAGCUGGUGACGGGGCAUAAUGCAGACGACUUGGCGGAGACCAUUCUGAUGAACAUGUGCAGGGGCGACUUGGAGAAGCUCGCCAAGGGCGUGGAGGGGGCGGCGGCGGUGGAGAGAGAAGAAGUGGCCAAAGAAGAGGUGGCCAAAGAAGAGGUGGCCAAAGAAGAGGUGGCCAAGGAAGAGGCGGCCGAAGUGGCCACCUGCUGCGGCGGCGAGUGCGCGCGGGGAGAAGCCUCUACAGAGCGGGGGCAGAGGCCCCCAAGUGGAAUGGACACUCGAGGCGCCCGAAUGGAAGCUUCUCCCCCCACCCAUGGGGAGCCCGCCCCACCCGAAGAGGAGCACCCGUUCUUCCUCCCCCGACUGAAGCCCCUCAUGUGGUGCUACGAAAAGGAAAUCGUUCUAUACGCAUUUUACAAACAGCUGGACUACUUCAGCACAGAGUGCACCUACUCCCCCAACUCAUUCCGCGGGAACUUGCGGAGCUUCAUAAAAGACCUGGAGAUGAUUAACCCGCAGUUUAUCCUUAACAUCAUUCACUCGUCCGAAUUUUUCUACCACAACAGCAGCAGGAGGAAGGUGCUCCAGGUGUGCGCGAGCUGUGGCGCCUACACGUCCAACCCUGUUUGCAAAGCUUGCCUCAUCGUGGAGGGGCUGCGAAAUUAUAAGGACAACUCGUUUCUCUACGCCAACAAGAAGAAGGGGGAGAAGGGGGAGAAGGGGCAGAGGCGCCGCAUCCCCAUACGGUACGACGGGGGGGCCGCGGCAGGUGUGGAAGGUGCCAAGAGCGAUGGUAGUGGUAAAGCGGGGGGUGGAGCGGAAGCUCCUGCUUAG